GCCAGAGUUGUCUUUGCUAAAACACAAGUUGAUUUCAUUCCCGGUCAGAAAUUUUUGGCUACUUGUGCUAAAUUCCAAAACUCCCAAAGAUUUGCGUCUUUGCACCAUUCAGUCAUACAAUGUCCUACCACACAAUUUCUUCCAAAGCCAUGCUGCUCUUGCUACUCCAUAUUUUCACUUUCCAAACUCUCAUAGAUACCACUUCUUUUCCUGGAAAUACAACCGAUCAUAUGGCCUUAAUGGCUUUCAAGUCCAAGAUUUCAAAUGAUCCUCAUGGGAUUUUGAAGUCCUGGAAUGAUUCUAUCCAUUUCUGCAGAUGGGAAGGCAUCACCUGCAGUCAUAGAAGGGAUAGAGUCACCAUCUUGGAUCUAUCAUCUAGGGACUUGGUGGGUUCUUUGUCUCCUUUCAUUGGAAACUUGAGUUUCCUUCGGGAGAUUAGACUUUUAAACAACAGCUUUCAGGGUGAUAUCCCACCCGAAAUUGGUCACCUAUUCAGGUUACAGGUCCUCAAUCUCAAUAAUAAUUCUUUUGAGGGAAAGCUCCCACCAAACCUAUCUCGUUGCUCCAACCUCAAUGUCCUCAAUAUUGGUAAAAAUAAGUUAGUGGGAAAACUUCCAAUGGAGCUUGCUUCCAUGUCCAAGCUCAUACAACUUUCCAUUCACUUCAAUCAUUUUACUGGAGGAAUCCCACCUUUCAUUGGGAAUCUUACCUCUUUGGUGGUCUUAUCCACAGCUGAUAAUGAUUUUGGAGGCAACAUUCCAGAUACCUUAGGCCAAUUAAGAAGCUUGUGGGUUCUCGGACUCGGAGGAAAUAAUCUUUUUGGUAAGAUCCCUCCAUCAAUCUAUAACCUUUCCAUGAUUUCUAUUUUCUCCGUAUCUACCAAUCAACUUGAAGGAAAUCUUCCAUGGGAUAUGGGACUCACCCUUCCUAAUCUAGAACAGAUUAAUGUGGGGAGAAACAAUUUUAGUGGGCGGAUUCCAAUAACAUUAUCCAAUGCUUCAAAACUUGAAAGUCUAGAAAUGCCAUCAAAUAAUUUCUCUGGAAAGCUAAAAGUUCCUUUUGGGCUCCUACAACAUUUGCAAUGGCUAGCUUUAAAUGAUAAUCAUCUAGGAAGCGGAGACAUUGAUGAAAUGAAAAUUUUAACUUCUUUGGUCAACUGUAGCAAAUUGCAAUAUUUAGUGCUUGCUACAAAUCAAUUUCAAGGAAGAUUGCCAAAAUCUGUAGCCAAUCUAUCAAUUCAACUAAUAGAGCUUCACUUUCAACAGAAUAACCUAUUUGGAGACAUCCCUCCAGGGUUAGGCAAUCUUGUUGGUUUACGUAUAUUGGCAUUGUAUGAUAAUCAGUUUACUGGCAAAAUUCCAAGAGAGAUCGGUCAACUUGAAAAACUUGAUACUAUAGCUCUUGGCAGCAAUAAACUUUCAGGAGAAAUUACAGAAUCUUUUGGAAACUUAACACUGUUGAGUAAGCUUGGUCUAGAACAAAACCAGUUAAGUGGAAGCAUACCUUCAAGCCUUGGGAACUGCCCAAACAUUGAGGCAUUGUAUCUUAGUCAAAACGACCUUAAUGGCUCGAUACCGAAAGAACUUUUCAACAUUUCUACAUUGAGUAUCACACUAGAUCUUUUUCAUAAUCAUUUGAUUGGAUCUCUACCUUUAGAAGUUGGUCAGUUGGGAAACCUAGAUGAAUUGGAUGUAUCUGACAACAUGUUGUCAGGAGAAAUCCCAAAUACCCUUAUUGGCUGCACCAGUCUAGAGUUCCUUUACCUUGAUAGAAACCACUUUCAAGGUAGCAUUCCUGAAUGUUUAAGCUCUUUAAGAGGAAUUCGGGAACUUGAUCUUUCUGUCAACAACUUAACAGGUAAGAUCCCUCAAUACAUGGAAAAUCUAGCAUUGGAGUAUCUGAAUUUGUCUUUCAAUAACUUUGAAGGAGAGUUGCCAACAAAAGGCAUCUUCAGAAAUGCAAGUGUAGUAUUUGUUGAAGGAAAUAAUAACCUUUGUGGAGGAAUUGCUGAACUUGGCUUGCCUAAAUGUAGCAUCAAAGCAACAAAGAAAGCUAAACUAUCGCAUGUGCAUAUAAUAAUUAUAGUUUUCUCACUUCUGGGAGUAAUUAUUAUAUCCAUCUUCUUGCUAUGUUGGACUAAAAGAAAAAACAGAGAUCGAUCUUCUAGAUUCUCCUUGAAAGAGCCUUUACUGCAACUUUCUUACCAAAGCCUCCUUAAAGCGACAGAUGGGUUUUCUUCAACAAAUUUACUUGGUAAGGGGAGCUUAGGUUCUGUCUACAAAGGAGUUCUUGAAGAAGAUGGAUCACAUGUUGCAGUCAAAGUACUUGAUCUUUUGUAUCGAGGAGCUUCCAAGAGUUUUAUGGCAGAGUGUGAAGCCUUGAAGAACAUUCGUCAUCAAAACCUUUUAAAGAUCAUAACUUCUUGCUCAAGCAUCGACUUUCAGGGAAAUGAUUUCAAGGCUCUAGUUUAUGAGUUGAUGCCUAAUGGAAGCCUGGAUAAUUGGUUGCAUGCAUCUGCUCAGGAAACAAACAAUGCCCAAAGUAGAGUCCAGAGUCUAAGCUUAUUACAGAGGAUAAGCAUUGCCAUUGAUGUUGCCUCUGCUCUUAACUAUCUCCAUUACCAUUGUGGGAAGCCAAUUGUUCAUUGUGAUCUAAAGCCAAGCAAUGUUCUUUUAGACAACGACAUGACUGCUCAUGUUGGGGAUUUUGGGCUUGCAAAGUUUAUUUCAUCAGAAUCCAAAAUUUCAAACCAAAGUAGCACAGUUGGAGUAAGGGGAACAAUUGGGUACGCCGCUCCAGAGUAUGGCAUGGGAAGUGAGGUAUCAAUACAUGGCGAUAUAUACAGUUAUGGGAUCUUGGUGCUGGAGAUGAUGACAGGAAAGAAGCCCACUGACAAUCUUUUUGAAGGAGGAUUUAAUCUUCAUCAUUAUGCAAGAAUGACCUCACCUGAUCAAAUUGUGGAGAUUGUGGACCCAAAGCUCGUACAAGAGGCUGAAGCAACCAUUGUUAAUAGACAAAGCUCUCGACUUAACAUAAUAAUGGAUUGCCUAGUCUCAAUGAUUAGGAUUGGUGUGGCAUGUUCCAUGGAAUCACCUCAAGAUCGUAUGCUCACGAGUACAGUUCUCAAGGAGCUGCAUCUUAUCAAGGAUAAUCUUCAACGCAGCUGGGGUAACAACUAGUAUAGCUCUAAGCUACAUAUCUAAAUCUUAAAGCAGACUUAGGUUUGAAUAAGUAGAAAGUGUGUUACUAUGUAGUCAAGCGGUGUGAAGCUUUCUUAGUGUGGUCUAAUUUUACGCUUUUGGGGCUGUUUUCUGCACUCUUGUUCUAGUUCCUCACUUGGUUUGUACUGUUGAGGUUUUCUCGUGCAAUAUAUUGCUGUCUUAACUCAAUAGAAACAAAAAUGCAUGAGUAAUAAAAUGCUAUUAACUUU
This is a messenger RNA of Rubroshorea leprosula, 3430 nucleotides long. Lineage: Eukaryota; Viridiplantae; Streptophyta; Magnoliopsida; Malvales; Dipterocarpaceae. The record is from the annotation of a GenBank genome assembly.